Molecule: messenger RNA, 4340 nt
Organism: Electrophorus electricus (electric eel)
Lineage: Eukaryota; Metazoa; Chordata; Actinopteri; Gymnotiformes; Gymnotidae
Product: pendrin-like
Biological process (GO): sulfate transmembrane transport
Cellular component (GO): membrane
Molecular function (GO): secondary active sulfate transmembrane transporter activity
Source: RefSeq, a predicted model, not a curated record
AGAAGAAGAAGAAGAAGAGGGGAAGCUGCCUACAGUAUAUAAAAAGUCAUGGGUGAUCUAUAUUUGCUCUCUACAAUUUCAAACUGAUGUGAGAAGUUCAAAUUUAAAUGUUUAGGUUAUCGUCCAUGAUGGAUGUCCAGAACCAAUACUGCGUGUCACGACCCAUAUACUCCAUACGUGCUUUCGAGCAUGUCCAUGAGAGACAAAUACGAGAGACCAAGAGUCUUAAAGAGAGAUUCAGCGGUUCCUGCAGGUGCUCAACUAAACGGGUAUGGAAUAUAGUUAAGAUGUAUUUCCCAGUCCUCGGAUGGCUCCCGAUAUAUCAAAUCAAGCAGUGGCUUCCUGGUGAUAUUGUUGCCGGAAUCACAACUGGAAUGGUGUGCGCUUUACAAGGUUUGGCUUACUCUCUGCUGGUGAAUGUUGCUCCAGUAUAUGGACUCUAUGCUGCUUUCUUUCCAAUCCUCACUUACUUCAUUCUCGGCACCUCCAGACACCUCUCUGUUGGUCCAUUUCCAGUCACAUGUCUGAUGGUAGGGGCCGUGGUGCUAACACUUGCGCCCGAUUCUAAUUUCAUGCAACCGGGGAACACGACAGGUGUGAAUGGUACAACAGUUAUGGUUUUGAAUGCCGCAGCAAGGGACACCCAGAGACUUGCAAUAGCCAUGUCCAUGACUGUGCUGAUUGGAGUGUUUCAGGUUGCAAUGGGUGUGGUCCAACUGGGCUUUCUAGUGCGCUACUUGUCUGACCCCCUGGUGGGAGGCUUCACAACAGCAGCAGCUUUGCAAGUAGUUGUCUCCCAGCUCAAAAUAAUCUUUAAUGUACCUGUUGGCAACUACAAUGGCAUCCUGUCUCUCUUUUAUACUAUUGGUGAUGUUUUUAAAAACAUUAAGCAAACCAACCUGGUGGACCUGGUUGCUGCAGUGCUGACCAUCAUUGUGGUGAUGGUUGUAAAAGAGAUAAAUGCUAAAUUUCAGAAAACGCUUCCAGUGCCUAUCCCCAUUGAGGUUUUUGUGACCAUCAUUGAUGCAGGGGUGUCUUAUGCAUUGAAUCUCAGUGGCCAUUAUGGUGCAGGCGUUGUCAACACUAUCCCCAGAGGGUUUAUUCCACCCCAGCCCCCAGAUGUAUCACUCUUUAGCAGUAUUGCAGGUUCCAGUUUUUCCACAGGAGUGGUGUCUUAUGCCAUAGCAAUAUCCGUAGCUAAAGUCUAUGCAGCUAAACAUGAACUCACAGUUGAUGGAAAUCAGGAGCUCUUAGCCUUUGGUAUCAGCAACAUUUUCUGUGGGGCUUUCUCAGGUUUUGUAGCCACCACUGCACUCUCACGCACAGCAAUACAGGAGAGUACAGGGGGGAAGACUCAGGUGGCAGGUUUAAUCUCAGCUUUGAUGGUGUUCAUAGUUAUUAUGGCUCUUGGGCCUUUACUUCAGCCACUACAGAAGUCAGUGCUGGGGGGCAUUGUUGUUGCAAACCUGAAAGGCAUGUUCAUGCAGGUGCUUGAUAUACCCAUACUAUGGAGGAAGAACAAGACUGACUGUUUCAUUUGGGUGUUUACAUGCAUCAGCUGUAUUGUGCUGGGGCUGGAUAUAGGUUUGCUAACUGGUCUAGUGUUUGAACUGGCCACUGUGGUGAUCAGGACACAAUUUCCCAGCUGUGCAUCCCUUGGAAAUGCACCCAGCACAGACAUCUACAAGAAUAUGAAGGACUACAAAGCUAUUACUGAGAUUCCUGGAAUAAAGGUUUUCAAAUGCACAGCACCUAUAUAUUUUGCCAACAUCGAAUACCUAAAAGACCAAAUAAAACAUAAAGUGGGAUUUGAUGCAGUGCGGGUGUUUAAAAAGAGGAACAAAGCAUUAAAGAAGAUCCACAGACUAAUUAAAAAGGGGAAGCUGAAAUUCACAGAGAAUGGUCUAGUGCCAGUGGAGCCCUUGGGGGUGGACAAUGAGGCCUUUGAGAGGGAGCAGGACCCUGAGCUGGUGAAGGAAUUUGAGCAGGACAUGAAGGGUGGAACAUCUCCAAACACAGAAGUGGAAGUGCAAGUAGACUGGACCUCUGUGCUGCCUGUCAAUGUGAAUGUUCCCAAAGUCAACAUCCACAGCUUGGUGAUGGACUUCUCUGCUGUCUCCUUCCUGGAUGUGAUGGCUGCAAAGUCCCUCAAACUGAUUCUAAAGGAAUUUCUACGCAUUGGAGUCAGUGUCUAUAUUGCAGGCUGUGAUGAUGAGAUCAUAAUGAAAUUGGAGGCCAUGGGUUUCUUUGAUGAGGUGGUGAACCGAGGCAUGCUGUUCCUCUCAGUUCAUGAUGCCAUUCUGUACAUCAAAAUGGAAACCAGUGAUAAUUUGGAUGAUCCAAUGGCAGAUAAGAUUUCACAGAUGCAGGAUGACACAAUCCCACCACCUUUCAUUGAAGAUGAUGAUUUGAUUGAGACCUACGACAACCAGCACUUGGCUAUCCAUGGCCUCUCAAGCUGAGCCAAACCAUCCCACUGUUUUUGGACCUGUUAAAAAGGGGAACAAUGUCUUCCUAUUGAGAGUAAAUGUGCAAUACCUUUUCUUUAGACAACUCUGACAACAUAGCGUUAGUGAGCUUGGUUAUCUUCUGAAGUUAUGGAAACCUAUAUAUAAAAAAUAUGGAGAACAAUAAGGAUUUCUGGAUUUUCAAGUUGCUAGGCUAAUUUUAAGCACAAAGAAAGAUUUGCAGGGAAAUCUCUAUUAAUAUUCUCCUGAAGUUAGUCUCAAAUGGUGUUUCAUGUGCUUAGGCUUUUUGGUAUUGCACAAGUAAUCAUGAGCCCUCGAGACAUUAAGCGUUUUUCGUAUUUAAAAUGUAUAAAUGUAUAAAUAGCCUAUAUCUAUGACAACUCCAAAAAGGAAAAUAUUUCAGAUCACUGAUACAUCAGUGUAGCUAAAUUGUUUUAAAUUUCUUUUACACUCCCACUCCUGCUUUCUCACUACCACCAAACCUAAGUCAUGCCAUGACACCAUAUUAAUCUGAGGUAUUACAUUUUGUUUGUAUUUCUCAGCUAUUUUUCAAUGCUCCAUAUGCCUUCAUUUUAGUAGUUCGCAGUUUUCCAGCAAGAGCACAAGUUUUCUGCAAUGAACUCCUUAUUUGCAUUUAAUUUUACUUUCCAUCCUUCUGAAUGGUUCCAUUCAUUUUAAUAUUCUUACAAUUCUGAGGGUACAGGUUCUAAACAUUGGCUCUAUUUAAUUUUUUUUUGCCAAGUGUGUUAGUUCUGACAUGAACACACCUUUGUGCUUUCGAUACUUUUUCAUCCCUCCAUCCCAUCCCUCUUUGUAGGAUCUUAUUAAAAAUAAGCUCUUAUUCAGUUUUCAAGAUAGCACAACCAAAAUUGAUUUCAAGACAACUUAAGCACUUGCCUUAAAGUCUUUAAAAACUGUAAAAUAAUUGUUAAUAUGCUGUAUGAAAACUAUUGUUUGCACUUUUAUGUCUUUAUGUAUAACUAUACUAUAAUAUUAUAAUGCAUUAAAUCUUCAUUUUCUGUUACCAGUAUUUAUCAUCAUAAUCAAAUGUAAACGGGUAAUACUGUUAUCCUUAGAUAACUCUUAGACAACAUAUUUGUGCACUGCAAAUAUAUUUUGGUGGUUUAACUACUAAAUAUAUAGAAAAUCACACAAGUUCAAAUUUGGACUAAAUAACUGAAUAUGUCUACCACUCAAUCUUACAGGUCCAUGACACACAUAAUCUAUGAUAUUAUUAAUGCAUUAGGGGUCAAGGAUGCAGCAGAGUACUUCAUGAAUUCUCAUAAAGGGACACUCUACUGAUUUUUUGAUUAAAAAUGUUAAAUUUUAGGGCAAAAAAUGGAGUUGGUAUUGUUUACAACAUCAUACAGGCACCAGGGAUUGAAAACAUUUGUGAUGAUUACAGAUUCACUGAUGCCUUAAAGGCUGUUCUACAAUUGUAUAUAUCAAAAGUAUUUUGCCAAAACCUAAUUUCAAAACAACUGCAUUUUGUUCCCUGCAUUAUAUAUUGUGCACACUAUACAGAGCAGAGAGAAACAUGUAAGGUGUUGUAAGGACUAAUAGUUUUACAUAUUUAUGACCAUUACUGUUUUAUUUUGCACAUAAUGCAUUAGAUAGCCGUUUUGUUUGUCUUUGCACUGACCCUAGAUCUUAAAGGGAAUCAGCAGAAUCAGAAAAGGUAAGCCAGUAAAAGUCAGAAAAUGACUCGAGAAUAAACCAUUUUUUCUUCAAAUUACUCUUUUUUACUUCUCAUGCACAAAUGAUUAUGAGAUAAAAAAUGAUUAUUUUGAAAAUGUACCUCUGACUAUUAUUCCUCAUUAUUACUUGUGGGUCUCUAGCUUGUCAUUGAUAUAGCACUGCAGGGAAGAUGUA